AUGGAACUCACAAGAAUUUCCAAAGUGAUCAAAGAACAAAAUGAGAACAGAGGCCAAUGCUUGGAGCUGUUAACUGUUAAAAGUAACAGGAGAGCUCUUUUGAUCGCUUUUGGUCUUCGUGGUGUACAACAGCUCACCGGAACUACCGUCAUAAUAUUUUAUUGCAAAAAGAUUUUUGUCCAGUCUUCAAGCUUUUUAUCACCAGCAGUGGGAACAAUUAUUUAUUUUACUGUGCAACUCACACUAUCCUUUGUAGCUUCGAUCAUAGUAGACUUUUCUAGACGAAGACCUCUUCUAAUCAUAUCAAUAAUAGGGACUGGCUUGACAUUGUUUCUUAAUGGAAGCUAUUUAUAUGCAAAAGAUGGUCUUAAAGUGUAUACCAGUAGUUACAACUUUGUCCCACUGUUAGCCCUGAUCGGAUUCGUAGUGACUUUUAGUAUCGGUUUGCAGACGAUACCGCUUUUGAUGAUGGGUGAAGUGUUUCCGACCAACGUAAAAGUAUUCGCUCUAUGCUCUGCUGAUAUUUACUAUAGUGUGAUAGUGACGAUUAUAAGUAAAUUUUUUCAUUGGUCAGAGAGGUCCUAUAGAAUGUAUGUACCAUUUUUUGUUUUCGGGGGUUGCUGUGUGCUAGGAUUAGUGUUUAUUCUAAUGUUUGUACCUGAAACUAAAGGAAAGACUUUGGAGGUAAUUCAGAAGCAUCUUAAGAGGGAGAAGUUAUAA
This is a messenger RNA of Anthonomus grandis grandis, 720 nucleotides long. RefSeq names its product facilitated trehalose transporter Tret1-like. The record is from RefSeq and is a predicted model, not a curated record. Gene Ontology annotation, cellular component: membrane. The coding region runs from base 1 to 720 and encodes 239 amino acids. The transcript has a single exon. Gene Ontology annotation, molecular function: transmembrane transporter activity. Gene Ontology annotation, biological process: transmembrane transport. NCBI's taxonomy places the organism in Eukaryota, Metazoa, Arthropoda, Insecta, Coleoptera, Curculionidae.